This is a messenger RNA of Phaeoacremonium minimum UCRPA7, 1068 nucleotides long. RefSeq names its product putative cupin domain-containing protein. Lineage: Eukaryota; Fungi; Ascomycota; Sordariomycetes; Togniniales; Togniniaceae. The transcript is spliced from 2 exons. The coding region runs from base 1 to 1068 and encodes 355 amino acids. The record is from RefSeq and is a predicted model, not a curated record.
AUGAGCAUCCCCGUUCUCACCACACCGCCCGCUACGCGGACAAAUUAUAUCAUCGACCAGCUCGAGGGUGAGCGGGUCUCAAUUCCUGGUAGCAAAGGCACGUUCCGCAUCCUAGCCUCAUCCAAACAGACAAAUGGCAGAAUAGCAGUCUUCCAGAGCGGUGCAGUGCUCUCUGAUGCGCCUGGUUUCCAUUGGCAUGAUGAGGCUCACGAUGUAUUCUAUGUGAUGAAGGGAUACUUGAAACUCUGGAACGGGGACAAGUGCCGAAUCAUGGGACCAGGUGACUUCGCUUACGUACCUCCCAAAGUCAUCCACAACCCAGAAUUAUUAGGACCCCAUACUGAGACUCUAGGCCUUAUUGCUCCCGGUGACUGGAUCGACUUCUUCAGAUAUGUGGGCGAGUCUUAUAAGGGCAUCAUCUUACCUGAAUUUGACGAGCGUGACCUCCGCACCAUACUGAUUCCCAAGGUUAUAGCCGCUAAAGAUCAAUUCGACGUGAAAUUUGUUCCAGACUAUAAACCACCGGAGCUAGGCGAGUGGUUAGACUCUGAGAACAAGCUGCCAGGGCCGUUGGAACCGUACUUCCUCCACGCCAACACGGGUCCGAGAUGGUUGCUGGGUGGGGUGAUAUCACGGCCGUUUAUUAAUGCAUCCCAGUGUAGCGGGAAAUUUGCUAUUUCAAGUAUCGAGGGAUCAAGCACAUUCAACGAGCCCUCGCCUCUGAGUCGGUGGCUGACCUUUCCGACUGUCGAUCACUGUUUUGUGGUCACCGAAGGAUUAUUGAAGGUGAAAGUGAAGGGGCAGGGUGCAUGGGACGUUCUGCACGAGGGCCAGACACUUGUAAUUGCUGCCGGCCAGGCUUUCACAGUGGCUUUUGGAAGUCGGUAUGUACGAGCAAUCUCGUUCACCAACGGGCAGGGUAUCGAGGAGCUCAUUCAAACUGCCGGCGAGACAUUUUCCGGAUUUGUCCUGCCGGAGAAGCCUGCGUCGUGGGGGGAGGCUCGUUUUCAGGAGGCUGCUGGCAAGCUUGGCCUGCAGGUGGGCGACCGAGUUUCUGAGGUGAAUUAA